CUCAUUUCCCGUUAUUCGUCUCAACGGUCAACCUUCGUGCUUCUCGAGUCCUCCUCUUACAUUUCGUGUCGAGCAUCCUUUCGGUCGGGAGCUGCAGAGCACCUCCCACCUCAUUUUAUUUAUCUUCGUCUUUAAUUACAAGAGACUAUUAUCUUUGUCUCUCUCGACUUGCUUGCCUCGGUCCUUGACGUCCGGUCGCGUCUUGUCAUCCAUCACUUCCACCAUCGGAUCUCCUUUUGGCAACUGCAACGCACGCUCUGCCUUAACCUCCAGGUCUAUCAUUCCCUGUACACCGGAGUUAAUCGUUCAUUGUUUUAAUUUUUCUUCCUCGCCCCCGCUUUGAGGUACCCUUCAUUCUCAUCGCAUAUUUCUCGGGUAUGUCGAAUCUCAUAUCGGUAGCGCUCACGAUCUGCUGACUUUGUCAAGUCUAUAGGGCUCGCGACGGCAGUCUCGACGUUUUGCAUAAUAGACACGAUUUAUUGGUGUCAAUACAACCCUCGAGUGUUUCAUUUUUACCUCCGUCUCGUAAUAACUUAAUACCCGGGGUUCCCCUCGUUGGUCGACUACAGAGUACUCUCGGUUCACUACGACUCAUUGUUUUACGCGUUGCACUUAUCUGUCCUCGAGUUUUUCUUCCUUUAUACUAGUUACGAGUAUGGACACUGGCGGUCUUGCUCAGAUGACUUACAACCCCUCUUUCGAUAACGGAAGCUCGCUUGGGGCCCCGAGCUCGGGUUUUGGGUCUCGGAGAAAGGGCCCUAAUGUGAAGCGUUUGAGCGUGCCUCCGCACAUCUCCACCAUCGAUGAAUCGCAACCAUCAGCGCCCAUUCCCACUCCACGUACCAGCCGUUCGCAUCUUCUGGCAGGAUUAAGGACUGCUCCAAAGUCGGCCACGGUACCUUCGGCUUCCGCCCGCCAACAGCACCUGGGCGUGCAGGGUGAUCGAUAUGGAAACAUGUCGAACCGCACUGCUGAACGUGUUCCACAAACUGCCAUGGGAACUGGGUUCCCUCGACACUCGUUGGCUCUCAAUCAGGGUUUGGACAUGAACACCGGUCGUCCCGUGUACACUCUGCCGGAGCAGGUGCUCGCACCUCCAGCUAUUGACAUCGCCAACGAUAUGCCCAUUGAUGAUAGCCUGUACGCGGAAUUGAUGUCAACAAAUCUUUUCCUAGCGGCCCAGCAGCAGCGUCUGCAACAACAACUGAUUAGCGUCACCGCGGCGGCCCAGCAGUUCCAGGGUCUCAACCUUGGAAUGCCAAUGAACCACCACCAGCAGGAAUAUUCCUCUCUAAAUCUUCCGGGUAUGGGCUUUUAUCAGCAACAACUCCAGCAGGGUGUACAACCCGUAGUACAGCCGGUACCUGGUCAGCCAGGGCUGUUUUCAGUCUACAACCCCCUCACUGGUCAGCAGAAUUACGUCUACGACAACUCCUCCCAGCAGGAGAAGUCACCCCCCUACCAGGAGGAGGAGAUACAGCCUCCCACGAUGCAGGUACCGGCCUUCCGAGCCGAGGUUUCUCCUCCCCCGGAAACGAAGCAGUUGUCGCAGCCGGCCUCUCCUCCAAGUGCCAGUCCUUCCCCUCCUCAGGAGACUGCUCCCUUGCCUCCUCCGUCCAUUAAUGCAUUCCGCAGAAGCCACAAGAAGAGUUCUUCGUUUAGCCCCGCUGCUAGAUUCUCCAUUGAUACGGCCAAGGCGAACUCGAGCGCCGCCCCUCCUGCCCCCAAAACUGCAGCUCUUUCUCAGACGCCGGCAACAGGAACCUUUGGGCCUGGCCAAAAUCGCGCCGGAGAGCACCCUACUAGACAACCUCGGGGCCCACCAUCGUUGGAAGAACUUGUCGCCAAGCCGACAUCGAACCAUGAAGGAAGUAAGAACUUUGCAACCCGGCAGCGUCGUCGCGCGGUCCACAACCUGGUACGGGCAGGCCUCGAACGUCGCGGUGACAACCGCAGCUUCGGAUGCCAUAGUAGCGGUGGAACCAACACCCCGGCGAGUGAGAAGGAAUUCACAUUCUCCGAUGGCGAUGAUGCGACCGUUCGCAGUGGCAGUCUCUCAAGUAAACCCAGCUUGGGGAGCCUUCGCGCCGCUGCCAAUGGCGCCAUUGGAUCCGAGAGGAAGGAAAGAUCUUCUCGGGAUCGGCGGUCGCAGGACAGCCCGUACACGACCACUCCGAUCAGUGAAGAUAGUGGCUUCUUCGGCGGAAAAUUUGCGGAUGUUCGCACGGAUCAGGUUUCUUCACCCGCAGGAACACCUUCGGUGGCUGCUGUCGUCGCUGGCCAGAAGACAGCAGCGCAGGGUUCAGAAAGGCGCAAGACCCCGAUGCUUGUGCUAUCUAGCGCCGAAAAGCGCAAGACCCCGAUCAUGUAACGCGAACAUCGUACAUAAUGUGACUGAGACGUAACGGAUGUGCACACUUGGAUGAUUUUCUGUUUCUAUGUUUUCUUUCCUUUUACUUGUUUUGCACUUGGACAGCGGACCAGAUCUUCUCUCCUGUUCAAAAUGGACGCUCUCAUGU
Messenger RNA from Aspergillus alliaceus, 2519 nucleotides. RefSeq lists its product as uncharacterized. The coding region runs from base 656 to 2371 and encodes 571 amino acids. The transcript has a single exon. The record is from RefSeq and is a predicted model, not a curated record. NCBI's taxonomy places the organism in Eukaryota, Fungi, Ascomycota, Eurotiomycetes, Eurotiales, Aspergillaceae.